GAGGAUUUUGAAAUUUUGAAGCACAACGAAAGAAGCGAUGGCAGAACUACAGCAAGCAAUCCUUUUGAUGACGGAACUCCUGCAGAAGCUGGCACAGCCGAACAAUACGGAGCAAACUCUCGAAUCCUUGGCAACCAACAUCAGUGAAUUUUCGUUCGACCCGGAAAAUGGAAUCACUUUCGAAAAGUGGUACAGCCGGUAUACGGAUCUUUUCGAAUCGGAUGCCAAGAAUUUAGACGAUUCCGCCAAGGUACGCCUGCUGUUGAGGAAGUUGGACACACCAUCCCACGUCAGGUACGUCAACUUCAUCUUGCCGAAGCUUCCCAAAGACGUCGAUUUUGCUGGCACCGUCAAGAUACUAUCGCAAAUGUUCGGCACACACACCUCCAUUUUUAACAAGCGGUACCAGUGCCUCCAGCUAGUAAAAUCUGAAGCAGAGGACAUCAUUAGCUACGCAGGGAAGGUGAAUCGUUCAUGCGAAGAUUUCGACUUCAAAAAUAUGAACAUCGAUCAGUUCAAGUGCUUGGUGUUUGUGAGUGGCCUUAAGGGUCAUGCCUACGCCGACACGCGACCAAGGCUUCUUUCCCGGAUUGAAUGUGAAACAGCAGAAGCUCCCGUGAAUCUUCAGACCUUGAUUAACGAAUAUCAACGACUCGUUAAUCUCAAGGAGGACACAUCGAUGAUUGAGCGCCAGUCAAGCUCGAAACAAGCGGUUCACGUUGUCCAGGAGAAGGGAAGUUUUCAUCAUCCACACACUUCAAAACCGGAAGGUAAGCUGCCUCGCACCCCUUGUUGGCAAUGCGGACAAAUGCAUUUUGUCCGGAACUGUCCGUUUUCGGAGCACCAGUGCAAACAGUGCAACCGAAUUGGCCACAAGGAAGGCUAUUGCGGCUGUUAUUCCAAACGGCAGACAGUUCCAGGCGGAGGGGAAAAGAAAACAUCGAAUCAGUCACCAUCGAAUCAGCCAUCAAAUCAGCAAACGAAUCAGCCAGCAAAUAGACAAAACAACCCUCGGAAAGUCAAUGCUAGAGGAGUAUACAUCGUGAACCACAUCGCUAACCAUUCCAGCAACCGAAAGUACGUGCCUACUUUGAUCAACGGCGUGGCUACCAGGCUCCAACUGGACACAGCAAGCGAUAUCACGGUGAUAUCAAAGCAAACCUGGAACAACUUGGGUAACCCUUCAAUCAUCAAACCGACGAUCCAAGCAAUCAACGCGUCGGGCAAACCACUUCAUCUGAUGGGUGAGUUCCAGUGCGACGUCAGCAUCAACGGAAAAACUGCUAGAGGCAGAUGUUUCGUCACGACGACUGCCAACCUCAACCUUCUCGGCAUCGACUGGAUUGACCUGUUCAAGCUGUGGUCAGUUCCUCUCGACUCUGUUUGCAAUCAAGUAACGACGAAGUCGAUCGAUCAGCAGAUUAGUGAAUUUCGAGCAAAGCAUGCAAAUGUUUUCAAUGAUUCACUGGGACACUGCAGGAAAUUGAAGGUAAAGCUUUUUCUCAAACCAAAUGCUAAACCUAUUUUCUGUCCAAAGCGCCCAGUUCCUUUCAACACCAUUCCAUUGGUCGAUGCUGAACUCACACGGUUACAAUCAUUGGGCAUCCUCGAACCUGUCGAUUUCUCCGAAUGGGCUGCUCCCAUCGUGGCAGUGCGCAAACCUAACGGUCGAGUGCGCAUAUGUGCAGACUACUCGACGGGGCUAAACGAGGCGUUGGAACCAAAUCACUAUCCGCUUCCGACGCCAGAGGAAAUUUUCGCCCAACUCAACGGCAGCACCGUUUUCAGCAUCGUCGAUCUUUCUGAUGCGUAUCUGCAGCUUGAGGUGGAUGACGACUCAAAGCUGCUCACAAUCAACACGCAUCGAGGAUUGUUCCGGUUCAAUCGCCUGGCUCCCGGAGUGAAAUCUGCGCCGGGCGUAUUCCAACGUGUGGUGGAUGGAAUGAUAGCAGACAUACCUGGUGUCCGCUCUUUCAUCGAUGAUGUCAUCGUGUUUGGAAAGGACAUCAGCUCACACGCAACGUCACUCAACCUACUCUUCCAGCGGCUCAAAGAGUAUGGUUUUCACGUGAAGGCUGAGAAGUGUCAUUUCUUUCAAUCACAACUCGGCUAUUUGGGGCACAUUGUGGACAAACAAGGCAUUCGUCCAGACCCCGAGAAAGUGAAGGCUAUCGCUGCACUCCCACCGCCAACUAACGUUCCCGAGCUUCGAUCAUACCUGGGUGCGGUCAACUUCUACGGUAGGUUCGUGCGCAACAUUCACGAAUUGCGGCAUCCAAUGGACCAGCUGUUGAAGAAGGACGUGAAAUGGCAGUGGACAUCGGCAUGCCAACAGGCUUUCGACCAGUUCAAAAGGACGCUUCAAUCAAACCUGCUGCUAAUGCAUUACGACCCUAAGCUUCCAAUCAUCGUGGCUGCGGAUGCAUCAAGCACAGGCAUCGGGGCAGUCAUCUUUCACCAGUUCCCUGAUGGCAGAAUGAAGGCAGUACAACACGCUUCGAGGACGCUCGCACCUGCGGAGCGUAAUUAUGGACAACCAGAGAAGGAAGCGCUUGCGUUGGUCUAUGCAGUGACCAAAUUCCACAAGUAUUUGUUGGGACGCCAUUUCACACUGCUGACUGACCACAAGCCACUACUUUCCAUCUUCGGUUCUAAGAAGGGGAUUCCCCUACACACUGCGAACCGACUACAACGGUGGGCUCUCACGAUGCUGAAUUACGACUUCGAGAUUCAGCAUGUAUCCACCAACGAAUUCGGAUGUGCAGAUCUGUUGUCCCGACUGAUCGACCAGCCCAUCCAACCCGAAGAAGAAUAUGUUAUCGCUGCGCUGAGCCUUGAGGAAGAUUUGCAUUGUAAAAGGCUACAACAACCGACGCCACACUCCAAUCUGUUGCUCAACACAUACGCGAAGGAUGGCCCAGCUGCUCCAAGAACCUUUCCGCUGCAGUUCAACCGUAUUUUCUACGACGGGAAUCGCUCAGCAUGA
Molecule: messenger RNA, 2986 nt
Organism: Anopheles arabiensis
Lineage: Eukaryota; Metazoa; Arthropoda; Insecta; Diptera; Culicidae
Source: RefSeq, a predicted model, not a curated record